Molecule: messenger RNA, 980 nt
Organism: Alligator sinensis (Chinese alligator)
Lineage: Eukaryota; Metazoa; Chordata; Crocodylia; Alligatoridae
Gene: KCTD21
Product: potassium channel tetramerization domain containing 21
Exons: 2
Coding region: 94-876 (260 amino acids)
Biological process (GO): protein homooligomerization; ubiquitin-dependent protein catabolic process
Molecular function (GO): histone deacetylase binding; cullin family protein binding
Source: RefSeq, a predicted model, not a curated record
GCCUCCUCCCGGGCUGCUGCCCCGGGCUCGGCUCCAGCGCCGGGAGAGGGGUCGGCGGAGCAGGGUUAUUCCCAGCACUGCAACUCUUCCAGCAUGUCUGACCCGAUAACACUCAAUGUUGGAGGAAAACUCUACACCACUUCCCUUUCCACGCUGACUAGCUUUCCAGACUCCAUGCUGGGAGCCAUGUUUAGUGGGAAGAUGCCAACCAAAAAGGAUAGCCAAGGCAACUGCUUCAUCGACAGGGAUGGCAAAGUCUUCCGUUACAUCCUGAACUUCUUGAGAACAUCCCACUUGGACCUCCCAGACGACUACCAGGAGAUGGGCUUGCUUCGGCGGGAGGCGGACUUUUACCAGAUCCAGCCGCUGAUUGAGGCUUUGCAGGAGAAGGAGGUGGAGCUGUCCAAAGCUGAGAAGAAUGCCAUGCUCAACAUCACCCUGGAUCAGAGGACGCAAACGGUUCAUUUUACCGUGCGAGAAGCUCCCCAGAUCUACAGCCUGUCAUCCUCCAACAUGGAAGUGUUCAAUGCCCACAUCUUUAGCACAUCAUGUCUGUUCCUGAAGCUCCUUGGCUCCAAACUUUACUACUGCUUCAAUGGCAAUCUCUCUUCGAUAUCCAGCUACCUGCAAGACCCCAAUCACUUGACCCUGGAUUGGGUGGCAACUGUGGAAGGUCUUCCAGAAGAGGAAUACACUAGACAGAACUUAAAGAGACUCUGGGUGGUGCCGGCUAAUAAGCAAAUUAAUAGUUUCCAGGUAUUUAUUGAAGAGGUGCUAAAAAUAGCUCUGAGCGAUGGCUUUUGUGUGGAUUCCUCCCACCCGCAUGCCUCAGAUUUCAUGAAUAAUAAGAUUAUUCGAUUAAUUCGGUACAAGUAGAAAGGGCCCAUUAUUAUGUUAACACCACAGAGGUAACUCAACACAGGUGAAGUGUUUCCUUAUAAGAACCACUUCAGGACACAGCCUAAUACAAAACUAUACUA